Molecule: messenger RNA, 1272 nt
Organism: Leptomonas pyrrhocoris
Lineage: Eukaryota; Euglenozoa; Kinetoplastea; Trypanosomatida; Trypanosomatidae
Exons: 1
Coding region: 1-1272 (423 amino acids)
Source: RefSeq, a predicted model, not a curated record
AUGUCGGACCUUCUUCCCCUCUGCGAGAGCUCCUUCCGCGCGUUAGAAGACGCCUACGAAAAGCAAUGGCGGCAAGCGCGGCUCCUUCACCAACUGCCGCCAAACUCUGACUCUUCCGAGUCUGUGGAGCGCGUUUUGCACUCCGCCGGCGUGGCGGCUACAGAAAUGCAGCGACUGUGCGCCGAGACACGGCGGCUGCAUCAGCGAUUCCACCAAAUAGAAGCCAACGCGGCGCCGCCGUUCAGCGAGGACGAGCGCGCUCGUCUGUCACGGCUUGGCUUCGAUGUGUCACAACUCGUAACCGCACCGGUCUCGUGCCACGACGCCUCUGCUGCGGUGGCGCAGCGUAUCCACACGCCGACGAACGCGCCUUUUCAGGUGAAGGACGACGCCGAGGUGGCUGAGCUGCGAUGGGAGAACGCGCAGCUGCUCACCUCUCUGGCGUGGUACAGGUUUCGCGACGAGGCCGCCGCGGCGCCGCGUGCUGUCGACGGUGGAGUAGCACCGCACACCCGCGAUCACGACAAGUCUUUCUCCUCUGCCUCUUCCGCUGAGCUGCUCCGGCUCUUCAACGCUAUGAAGGCGCGCUGUGCGUUGUUGUGCAGUUCGCAACGCGAACGUGCUCCACCGCCACCUUCACGAGAGACCCAACGCGCUGUGGACGUGGCCGUUGAGGAGCUGCUGCGACUGCAUAACUUUCCUUCGCAGGUGUGCGUGCGGCGAAUCGCGUCUACACCGCUUUACAUGUUGGACCGUCCUGUCUGCAUCGCCUUCGCCUCGCCGCAUAGCAGCAUACUGGUGGUGCAGGAUCCUGAGGGGGUGGAAGAGGACAGCGACCUGCGAGCCUACCUCAUGAACCUGUAUAAACCAUUGCUUCGUGCGUUGAACUGGCGGCCUCCGUCAACGACGGAUACCACCGUUACCGCCACAGGACUGGCGGUAUCGUCUGAAAAUUGUAGAUCUCCACUCCCUUCUUUAGAUACUUCGCAAACGAUAUGUCCUGCGCUCAAUAUCGGAACGGCCGUGGGAGACGUAAACCGUGGGCUGUUCGCUCUUUGCCCCUCUCAAGAAGAAUUCCCUCGUUCAGUCGCGCUGGCCUUACCGCAACGACUAGAAGCGCCAGCGACGGUGAAGGCGUCGGAUGCCGCUCUUCAUGAAGCGCCGCGCAGGUCUUCGUCUGCGCUCUCGCUGAUGACGUACGAGGAGCUCGUGGCUCUGAAGCGUGCGGCACUGCAGCGACUUGACCGCAUCCGCGACACCGUUGCCAUGUAG